Molecule: messenger RNA, 5821 nt
Organism: Polychytrium aggregatum
Lineage: Eukaryota; Fungi; Chytridiomycota; Chytridiomycetes; Polychytriales
Exons: 12
Coding region: 119-5677 (1852 amino acids)
Biological process (GO): post-transcriptional tethering of RNA polymerase II gene DNA at nuclear periphery; RNA export from nucleus; protein import into nucleus
Cellular component (GO): nuclear pore cytoplasmic filaments; nuclear pore
Molecular function (GO): structural constituent of nuclear pore
Source: RefSeq, a predicted model, not a curated record
GCUCCUUGGUUGAGCACCUCCGCGCGCACAUCAGCUUCGAGACCCGACCGCCAACGUUCCAGCCCAGCCCAGCCUCCCGUCCACGCAUCGAGUCUCUGUUCGUACACGGCUGCAAGUCAUGUUUGGUCAGUCUGGGUUUGGACAGUCGUCCAUCUUUGGCCAGCCCAACCCCGCUGCAACUCCUGCCUUUGGCCAGCAGCCCAAUGCUGGCUUCGGCGCCCCUGCUAGUGCCCCUGCCUUUGGAGCCGCCCAGCCCGCAGGCUUCGGUCAGCCGGCCAACACAGGCUUUGGCGCACCCGCUCCUGCCUUCGGAUCUGCUUCGUCCUUUGGCCAGCCUCCAUCUGGCUUUGGCCAGCCCAGUACAUUCAACAGUGGAGCCGGCACAAGCUCAGGCCAACCUGCUUUCGGUUCUACUGCCACGGCCGGCGGCGGCCUCUUUGGCGCGAAGCCCGCGGCGAGCGUCUUUGGCUCGGCAUCAGGCGCUGGAUUCGGAGCUGCGAAUCCUGCCUUUGGUGGUGCCGCUGCCCCUACGGCCUCAGGCUUUGGUGGCGGCACCCUCGGGGGCUUUGGCAAUUCCUCGACUCAAACCACCCAGAACAGCAACAACGGAACCGGAAAUCCCAGCUACGCUGCAACCUCCGAAAAAGAACAAAACACCAGCACCAGCAUUUCGUUCCAGAGCAUCAACGCCAUGCCUGCAUACCGCAAUUGGUCCUUUGAGGAGCUGAGGGUUCAAGACUACGUCAUGGGCAAGAAGCAUGCUGGCGCUGUUCCUAAUUCUGGCGCUGCCGGUGCCGCCGGCUUUGGACAGAGCGCCUUUGGGGCUGCCGUCCCCUCUGCAUUCGGAGCCGCUGCCCCUGCAACUCCCUUUGGCGCUGCUCCAUCGGCCUUUGGUGCCACUACUCCUUCGGCCGCUGGCUUUGGGGCAGCACCCGCUCCGGCCUUUGGCGCCGCCGCAGCCACACCUGGCUUUGGUGGUGGUGCUGCCAGCACCGGUGGCUUUGGUGCAUCGGCCUUUGGUGGAGGUACCUCAGCCUUUGGUGGAGCCAAAUUCGGAGCAACGACCCCAACCACAAACACAACAUUCGGAGGUACUCCUGCUGCAGCCUCUGCCUUUGGCAGCGCCGCUGCCGCCAAGCCCGCUUUUGGAUUUGCCCCUGCAGUAUCGGCCGCUCCUGCCACUCCCUUCGGAGCUGCUGCAGCGACACCCUUUGGCCAGGCGACAGCGGCAUCCGGUCUUUUCGGCGCCAAACCCGCAACAGGGUUCGGUGCCGCUGCUGCCACACCAACCCCUGCAACUCCCUUUGGUGCCCAGACGGCAGCGGGUGGUCUCUUUGGGACCGCGACACCAGCAUUUGGUGGAGCCUUUGGCGCUGCAGCCACUUCUGCUCCUGCUGCAGGUUCUCUCUUUGCAGCUCCUGCCACAGCUACCCCGGGUCUCUUUGGCGCCGCUCCUGCUGCUAGCGCUGGCACUGGGCUGUUUGGUGCGGCCACCCCUGCGGCCGCACCCGCAGCUGGCGGGCUGUUCGGUGCUGCUGCUUCUAGUUCGAACUUGUUUGGCGCAAAACCUGCAGGCUUUGGCCUUGCAGCGACCGCGGCACCAUCCACAGGCCUGUUCGGCGCCCCAGCCGCUGGCACCACCGGAGGCCUCUUUGGCACGGGUCUGGGACUGGGUGCCGCGGCGGCUCCCGCCCUUGCCGCCCAGCCUGCAGCACCUGCUCUCCAAGCCAGCAUCGACAAAGCCCCUUAUGGAAACCUACCGCUGUUCCAAGGACAGACAGCAGGCGCCGCCAUGGCGCAGGGUCCUUCCGCGGUUGAGCCGUUGAUCCAGUCCAAGAAAGAGAAGCCUGCCUUCACACCGCACUUCAAACUGACACCCAAGAGCAUGAGCAAGAUCAAGCUUCGAGGAUUCGUGCCCUCGCCCUCCACCAAGCUGCCCUCAAACAAGCCCUCUGGUGCGGCCGACACGGCCUCGCUUGGACACUUUGAUCUGUCCAGCAACCGAGACACCCUUGGCGAGUACGAUAUCGACUCGACGUUCGCGCCUCGUAGCCGCAAGCAGAUGACGACCUCGCGGGUCAAGAGCCCCUCCAACAGCGCCCAAAGCGUGCGCGUCCGGUUCGACCCCUCCAUCGACACCACCAGCCCGUUCGGGACUCUCCGCGUGCGCCAUGACGGCGGCAGCCAGGCUGAUGAUGACUCUGUCAACAACACCCCCAGCAAGCCGCCAUCUGCCCCUCGUGGCGCCCUGACCUCGCCCAGCUUCGAGUCAACCGAUCCCAACGCCUAUCCCGAGGGUGAUCAGAACAACGGAUCCGAUGCAGCUGUCCUGGAGGACUCGGACGACUAUUAUGUAUAUUCCUUCGAGCCCGAUCUGAGCGAGCUCCUUGAUAUGAGCGACGAUGAGCUCCGCCAGGUCAGCGAGUUCAAGGUCAUCCACGACCAUUUUGGCGAGCUCCAGUUCCUCGACACGGUCGAUCUGCUCGAUGCCGCUCCAAACAAGAAGCGGAGCGGUAUUGCCUCGAUCGUCGACAAUGUGGUCAUCUUCCGACUCCGUGAAUGCGAGGUGUACCCGGACAAUGUUGAAAAGGCGCCCAUCGGCCAGGGCCUGAACGUCCCCGCCCGCAUCAGCCUCAAAGAGUGCUGGCCGGUCGACAAGUCUACUCGCGAAUACGUCAAGGAUCCGCAGGACCCUCGCUUCAAGAAGCACCUGACGCGCAUCAAGAACCAGCCCGACACCAAAUUCAUCCAUUUCGACAUUGAGACCGGUGUCUGGACGUUUGAAGUCGAGCACUUCAGCAAGUAUGGGCUGGGUGACGACGAUGACGACGACGAUGGCAACGGCAACGAAAAUGGCACCGGCAGCGACGAUCAAGAUCAAAACGGACACGAAGUCGACAAUGGAAGCGGCCGCGCACCAUCUCGUCGCGAUCAUCGCCCUCGCGACGGCGGCUCUGCACCGCUGGGCGGCAGCGCAAUCGAUAUGGAUGGUCAAGAAACGGAUGAUAUCCAAGAAGCCACCGAACCCUUUGCCGACCUCGUUGAGGAUAGCACCGAGCUUACGGAGCCCACUCAGGAGUCUGUGUUUGCCGAAGAUUCCUUUGCAUCGCUCAAGAGGCGCAUCGGACGAUUCAACGAUACUCCAUCAUCGAGCGUGUUUGAGAGCUUUGGAUCGUCUGGCUUUGGCGGCCUUGGGCAGCUCGAGCAAUCCGUAGCGCCUUCAGCCAUAGCCAAGCGCAGUAACCGGCUCAAGGCCGCUCUGUUCAAAGCCAGCCCAAAGGACCGUCCAUCGGCAACGGGCACGCCCUUCCACAAGGUCGGAGACAAGCGCAAGGCUCCUUUCAGCUCCACCCACGGCGAUGGCGAUGAUGACAGCCAAAGCGCCGACCUUCUUUCGUUUUCUGCUCGGGCACUGCGGGAUGCGGAAUCCAGCGAGGCAUCGACGCUGCAGCCUCCGCCCUCGUCAGCGUUCCUGUCGCUCACCCGCAACAUCCAGGAGACCCUCAAGGCCGUGACCGAGAGUGGCCUCCUCCCGCGCGACAAGAGCAUCCAGUUCAAGCACAGCGGCGAGUCCCCUGUGGCCGUCAGAGCCGACGCCGGACUGUCGUUUGGCCGCCCCUUCAGAGCAGGAUGGGGUCCUGGAGGCGAGUUUGUGCAAGUCGGCAGAUUGACGACGAGCAGAGGCAAGUCCUUCUCGCAAGUCACGGUCCAUCGCAUCCGCCCGUUUGGCACGACGGCGGAUGCAAGCGAUGCCCAAGUACAGCGACACCAACGCUGCCUCGAAACGCUCCUUUGCCACACCGAUCUCGAUCCUGUCGGCAGUGCCAGCCGAGACCAGAUGGCGGUCGACCACGAGGGCACCGACGCAGCUGCCAUCCCACACGCCCGUCUGUCUCGCACCCAGCCGAUUUGCUUUCAAGACUUUGUGGAGCUGACGGCGACCAAGGGAACGAUCCCCUCCAUCUUUGACCGCGAGGAACAAAUCCUGUGGGAGCUAUGCGAGUCGCUUUGGGACGAGCUCGGCCCUGUCCACGAGCAAGCAGCCGGUCUCGACGGUGCGCGCGCCACCGUCGUUCUCGAUGGCGCUCGAAGGGAAAAGAUCAGCCAGUGGUUGAAGCGAGCCAUCUCAACUACCAUGCAACAAGAUCUCAGCAAAAUCAACGACUCGGUUCGGCACAUCCUGGUCCAUCUUGUCAACCGACAGAUCGGAUCUGCUGUGAGAGUGGCCGUGGACUCGAAACACUUCCGCCUUGCGGCGCUGAUGGCGCAGAUCGGCGGAGCAGGCUCCCGAGUCGCCCUCCGCAACAUCAGCGUCGACCAGCGCAGCAAAAGCUACUCUGGCCACGGCGUUGUUGGAUCCAGCCAGACGGCACCGGGUGUCCGUGCGCUCCUGGCGCAGCAGAUCAAUAGCUGGACCCAGUCCGCCAACGACCACUCGUCGUCCGUCGUUGGCCAGGAGCUGGACCAUGUCUAUCGGCUGUUGACGGGCGAUGUUGCUUUCUGGAAACCGUCCCUCUACAGCUGCCUGUCGAACUGGAGGCAGGCAUUUGGUCUGUUUUUCUGGUACGCCCAAGGCGGCAGUCUCAAGCUCGAGGACUGCAUCGGCCAAUACGAGGCCACGAUCGCCCGCUGCAACCAAACCAACGCCUCGAUUCCGGAGCCACUUCCCUCGUACGCAUCGAAGCAGCAGGUGGACAUCUCGACGGACCGUCCAAAGGACGUUUGUUUUCAUCUCCUCAAGUACUACCUCGAUACAGACGAGUAUCCGCUCGAGUUGGCCCUCAAGCCGGAGAACCUCGGGCCCCAUUCGCUGGACAGGCGGCUCUCUUGGCUCCUGUCGCUGAUUCUGGGCAAUCUCAAGAGCCGUGUCGAUCUUCCUGGCCACUUUAACGCCCUGACCGAGGCCGUUAUGUUCGAGCUCGAGUCAAUCGGCUUAUGGCAAUGGUCGCUGUUUGUGGCCAUGUUCAUGGACUCUCCGCUGCUGGUUGAGAACGCAGUGCGCACGACCUUGGCCCGGUACUAUCGCCCUCCCAAGCACUUCAACCCGUGCGACUGCGGGCUGCAAGGCAUUCACCAGGAGCCGGAUCCCAUCGAUCACGGCGUGCACGAGCAGGAGACGAAUCUCUGGAACUUUGUUGUCAACAGAAUCGGUGUGCCCAAGGCUCUUGUCUACGAAGCCUGGGCUCUGUUCGCACGCUACAACGAUAACAGCGUUGCUGAGGCCGAGUAUCUCAUCCACGCCGGAGACUUUGUUGGUGCGCACUAUCUGAUUGUCACCAAGCUCGCUCCAGUCUGGAUCAUUCAAGAAAACUUUGAGCCCCUGAAGACCUUCUUGAACAGCCUUGAGUCCAAGCGCGAAGGCGUUGACGGUUUUGAAGACUGGGACUGCGGCGGUGGCCUGAUUCUGGCGUACAUCGAGCAUCUUGAGCGGAGCAGGGCUGAUCAGACUCUGGCCAAGACCUGGGCCUUGGCUGAAGCCAAGGAGAAUGCCAACGCCAUUUUGGAGCGCCUUGCCCGAGCCGGCGAGGGCUUUGGACUUGGAUGGCUCCAGGGUGGCAAGCCCGCACAGCGUGCCUCUGGCACCUCGGCCGAUGCUCACGCUGGGUUUGUGCUGACGGCCAUGUCCUCCCGGAUUGUCGAUUCAAGAGCCACACUUAUGACGGAGGUGAGCAACUAGCGAAUGCGGCUGGGUUGGGCUUGAGUUGGGGCUGUCGGUCGCUGGGACGUCGUCUCGGUGCAAGUGCGGUGCCUGCCGUUCGUUGAGGCUGCCACUUGCAAUCCGACGCCAUCUCACACAACAUCCGUACGGCUUUCGGUGUCA